This is a messenger RNA of Odocoileus virginianus texanus, 2018 nucleotides long. The record is from RefSeq and is a predicted model, not a curated record. Lineage: Eukaryota; Metazoa; Chordata; Mammalia; Artiodactyla; Cervidae.
AACUGACAAGGCUUCCCGCUGUCAUGACCUUUGGCUCUUUCCUGCCCGGGCAGCAAGGGCUCCUCACCUGCAUAGGAUAGCGGCCACUUUCCUUGUGUCUGUUCCUGUUAUGCAUCUUCAACACUCGUAUUAACAGCACCAGUCUUUACACUGUUAGAGGCUUCCCAAUGGCUACAGAAGUGAGGGCCCAAUUGGCAGAGCAUUCACUGCCCAGUCCCAGAUCCCCUAGAAGAAAAUUGAGGAUGGAACAGGAAACUCAGGGGCCUGGUCAGCGAAAUUCUCAGAGGGCCCCGAGGCAAAAUGCCUUGCUUAGCACAUCCAGAGUCCACCUACACACCUCCAGAGAGCCUCCCUUCAGCCAGGGCCGCCAGAAGGGGAAGCAGACAGCGAGCAGCCCAAAGGCUGAGCCGAAACUGGAAAAGAAGUCGGGGUGCCAGCCAAGGAGCCACGGGGACAGCGGGCCACAGAAAGAACUGACGAUCCCAGGGACCGUGGAUUUCAAGCUGAUCCGAGAGGCAGUGAGGACGUCCAAGCCCCAAACCCCCAGUGCCUACCGCUUCGGUCGCCUCAGCCACCACUCCUUCUUCUCCAGGCACCAUCCCCAGCCCCAGCACGUGACCCACAUCCAAGAUCUCACCGGGAAGCCUGUCUGUGUCGUCAGGGACAAGCUCGCUUUGGCCACCUCCCCUCAAGCCACACUCUUACCCGGCUACCUGAUCAGGAUGCCCACCAUCUCAGUGCCUGUUGGAGACCCGCAGUCCAAUCGGGACCCCCGACUUUAUUCUGAGGCCUGGAAGAAGGAGUUGAAGGACCUGGCUUCCCAGGUGGCCAUCUUCACCAAGGAGAGUGAGCUGAAGAGCAAGGAGCAGAAGAAGGAGCCUCAGCGGGAACAGGGGGCAAAGUACUCAGCAGAGACUGGCAGGCUCAUCCCUGCUUCUACCCGGGCCAUGGCCCGCCGCCACUCCCACCAGGGCCGAAACCAGCCUGCAAGCAGAGAUGGAGGAGACCAGACCUUCCUCCUACAGGAUCAGGAGCUGCUGGGCGGCCUCACCUUGCCUGGAAGUAGGUUUUCGGGUCCCGUGGGGAGGGGGCACAGGGCAGGACUCCAGGAGCUCCACCACCCACUGCAGGCCCCAGCUCUACAUGGCUGCCGCCGCCACCGCCAGCAGCCCAGCCUAGGGAGCCCCCGUAGCCCUCCUCAGACAGGCCUGGAUCUCCUGCCGUGGACCCUUUACUGGAGGACACAGUGGGGGAAGGGCCCUGAAGUAGCAAAGAUGUGGGGAGUUGAGUGGGCUGAGGAGGCCCCUGGGAGCGAAGACAGCCCAGCCCUGGGCGGGAAGGGGCUGCCGAUUAAGUGGUGCACAGAACUGGCUGGCUACAGCCCUGAAGCCGUCCACAGGGACCAGUCCACCUCUUUGCUAACAUCUCCAGACUCUGAGCUCGGGCGCUUCAGGGAGAGGAGGCCCGUGAGGUCCCUGAAAUUCCCACACCAAGGACCCAGGCAAUCGGGACUCGAUCCUGGAACUGCUUUCGCAAAUUCUGCAGACAGACUCCUUGAAUGCUAUCCAGUUCUGGCUACUCUAUGCGCCUGCCAAGGAGAAAGACAUGGCACUGGGGCUCCUGCAGACCGCGGUGGCUCAGCUCCUUCCCCAACCCCCAGUGUCCAUCCCAGCAGAAAAACUCCUGAACCAGCUCCUGGAAGUUCAAGACUCACUUCAAGAGAGACCCCAGCUACCCUACAGCCAAUCCCCGAAGAAGAUGAAGACACCACCUCUAUCAAAAAGCGAACAACCAGAGAACAUUGGCAAAGCUCAAGUUCUUCGCGUGCACUCCAGCCAGAACCCAGAAGAGAAGGCAGCAAAGGCAGAGAGCUGAGGAGUUUGCGCCUCCCUCAAGAAAAACCCCUGAGUUCGAAGACUCCGUCCCUAAGUCCUCAACAGCAGUACUGGUUUUCCUAUCACGUGGAGCCCAUUAAACUACUGUCUUCCCCUUAAGAGGACAGUUCCACUCUCCCAUCA